GGCGCUGGUCAGCUGACCUGCUGUGAGCCAAUCACAAGCGGAGCUGGGCGUAAACAAGCGCUGGGGUUUUAAAAGGCGAAGUGGCGCAGUGAGAAACAUGACUGGGAACUGAAGACUGAGACAUGAGGAUAGCACAAGUGAAAAGCAGACAGGACACCUCUGGGGGGCUGUGGGACUCCGUGAAGAAGGCCGCCUUCGUCAUCGGCUCAGGGAUCUUGUUGUUGGCGGCGUUCGGCAACUCGCUGACAUGGCAUCUUCAGAGGUUCUGGGGAGCGUCAGGAGACUUCUGGCAGAACUUGUGGAGCAAACUUUCUGUCACCUUUGAGGGUCACAAUGAAGCUUUAUUCUACAUGGGGACCAUGCUUGUGCCCACUGUGGUUUUUUGGGGUUUCAACGCUCUGCUGCUAUUGGUGGACACCACAGGAAGACCCGCCUUCAUCACACGCUACCGCGUCCAAGUGGACAAGAAUAAUCCGGUGGAUCCGGCCAAGCUGCGCCAGGCGCUGAGGACGGUGCUCUUCAACCACCUCUUCAUCUCGGGCCCCAUGGUGGUGGCCGCCUACCACCUGACGUCCUGGAGGGGCGACCCGUGCGGCCCCCGGCUGCCCACCUUCCACUGGGCCCUGAUCCAGCUGGCCUUCUUCUCCAUCUUGGAGGAAGUCUUCUUCUACUACUCCCACCGUUUGUUCCACCAUCCCAGCCUGUACAAACAUUUCCACAAGCAGCACCACGAGUGGACCGCCCCCAUCGGUGUGGUGGCGACGUACGCGCACCCCCUGGAACACCUGUUUUCCAACCUGCUGCCGGUGGUGAUUGGACCCGUGAUCCUGGGCUCCCAUGUGUCCACCACCUGCAUGUGGUACUGCAUUGCUCUGGUCAGCACCACCAUCUCACACUGUGGGUACCACCUCCCCUUCCUGCCAUCCCCGGAGUUCCACGACUUCCACCACCUCAGGUUCAAUCAGUGUUUCGGCGUCUUCGGCGUGCUGGACCGGCUUCACGGCACGGACACCAAGUUCAGGGAGACCAAGCAGUACGAGCGGCACACUUUGCUCACCUGCUUCACUCCGCUCACCGAGAGCAUCCCCGACUCUCCCAAGAGCCGGUGAUCGCCUGGGCAGGAAGACAAGACCGUUCAAUCGGGCACAAUCGGUCCUUGUUAGAAAAAGAGUUGUACCUAAAUACUGACUGACGUCCAUUCCAGAACUUUCUACUUCCUCCAUCAUCUCAGGUUAGAUCAUGCAGAAGAUCACAUAGCGGCUAAAACAACAAAUACAGUAAGAGAAUCGAACGCAACACCUUUAAUUGACCAUGCAAGCACGCCAUCUUGUGGCGAAAGCAAGAGACUACAACAGGACAAGUUCCAGAUGCAAGUGCACCCACUAGCGGCUGUGAAUAGUACUGCAAUGCAAUUCAAACUUGGGAACGUGGAAGCUUUUUCAAAUGUUUACUCACCGUCCGGAUGCUGUAAACCUGUUAAUGUUUUGCACUUUUUAACUACGCAGCACUUUGAUCAUUGUUUAUAAUGAGGGGGAAAUAAAGAUGUUAAACAAUGCAA
This is a messenger RNA of Entelurus aequoreus (snake pipefish), 1558 nucleotides long. It is a transcript of the gene faxdc2, whose product is annotated as fatty acid hydroxylase domain containing 2. The transcript is spliced from 9 exons. Bases 123 to 1109 code for a protein of 328 amino acids. The record is from RefSeq and is a predicted model, not a curated record. Gene Ontology annotation, biological process: sterol biosynthetic process. Gene Ontology annotation, molecular function: iron ion binding; C-4 methylsterol oxidase activity. Lineage: Eukaryota; Metazoa; Chordata; Actinopteri; Syngnathiformes; Syngnathidae.